This is a messenger RNA of Phaeoacremonium minimum UCRPA7, 801 nucleotides long. RefSeq names its product putative alkaline proteinase protein. The coding region runs from base 1 to 801 and encodes 266 amino acids. The record is from RefSeq and is a predicted model, not a curated record. Gene Ontology annotation, molecular function: serine-type endopeptidase activity. Gene Ontology annotation, biological process: proteolysis. Lineage: Eukaryota; Fungi; Ascomycota; Sordariomycetes; Togniniales; Togniniaceae. The transcript has 3 exons.
AUGGCAAAUUUCCGAAAACUCGCUAUUCUUCUUAGCGGAGUAAUUCCUUUCAUUACUGCUGCUCCAGUCAGCCCUGAGACCAGUGCUGGUACUCCUGUCAAUGUUGAGAACAAAUACAUUAUCACCCUGAAAAGCGGGGUCUCGGCCAGGGAUAUUGAGUCCCAUUUAUCUUGGGUAGGCGAUGUGCAUAAGCGUAGCCUGGGCCGUCGAGACCUUGCUGGUGUUGAGAAAACAUACGAUAUUGGAGACUUCCAUGGCUAUGCAGGUAAUUUCGACGAAGCUACCAUAGAAGAGAUCAAGAAUAGCCCAGAGGUCGCCGAUAUUGAGCCUGAUCAGAUAUACACUCUUGAAGCCCUGACUAGUCAGACAGGGGCUCCUUGGGGAUUGGGGACUAUCUCUAGCAGAACCAGAGGCUCUACAACCUACCGUUACGAUACCACGGGUGGCCAGGGCAGUUUUGCCUAUAUUGUAGACAGUGGUAUUCUUGCCACUCAUACUCAAUUUAGUGACCGUGUUGAGAAGGGUUACAACGCAGCCGGAGGCACAUUCACCGACACGUUCGGCCACGGCACCCAUGUGUCUGGGAUCGUCGGGGGCACAACAUACGGUGUCGCAAAGCUGACUACUCUGGUGGAUGUCAAAGUCUUCAUUGGUCGUGAAGCAUCAACCUCAGUCAUUCUUGACGGCUACAACUGGGCGGUGAAUGAUAUCAUUGCCAAGGGUCGCGCUCGACGAGCGGUUAUAAACAUGUCUCUCGGACCGUGUACGGUUGUGCUGUUCAAAAUGGAGAUGGAGGUGUGA